Messenger RNA from Penicillium brasilianum, 771 nucleotides. The record is from the annotation of a GenBank genome assembly. Lineage: Eukaryota; Fungi; Ascomycota; Eurotiomycetes; Eurotiales; Aspergillaceae.
UAGAUAAGCAACUUCUUCUGUGAAAUACUCACGAACAAUCAUCAAGUGAACAUCGUCAUGUUUCCUCAAUUCACCAUCAGCUCUGUCCUUGCCUGUGCCCUCGCUCUAGCUCUCCAGGCAGAGGCAGCGCCUCAUCAAAUGCUCGAGCGUGCUACAACAGACCUCAGCUUGACAGCUCAGCUGCGACUCGCAGAUACUGCUGCCGAGCGCUAUCAGCUCCUGCCGAAGGAUGAAGAUUUUGUCUUCGAUUUCAACAAGAACGCUGAACUUCCGCUGGCCAACCACAAGAAUUUUCCUGCGCUCGUUGGCACUGGCGCAUCUUUCAGUGUUUCACAAUUGCCAGCAUGCAGCAUGAGCUUUGUUCACCUCCAUCCUCGUGCUACCGAGCUCUUUGCCAUCAACUCUGGCCGCGUGCUCUCUGAAAUGGUUCCAGAAGGAGGCGUGGUUGACUCUAAGGGGAACCAACGAGUUAUCCGUGAAGAACUUAGCCAGGGCAUGUUGACCAUCUUUCCGGCCGGUUCAUUCCACACACAGGUGAAUCCGGACUGUGGGCCUGCCAACUUCACGGCAGCCUUCACAUCUGAGGACCCGGGAUUUUUCUUGGUCGCGGACCAGACCUUUGCCUUUAGCGAUGAUGUUGUCGCUGCAACAUUCGGGCAGAGCAUUGCGGGUGAGGAUAUCGAUAAAGUGAGACAUGCUAUCCCGGCGAAUAUGUUGAUCAAGGUCGAGGAGUGCUUGACCAAGUGUGGCAAGCAGAAGCGUCAGGUGUGA